Hemibagrus wyckioides is the source of this 3827-nucleotide messenger RNA. It is a transcript of the gene cpne3, whose product is annotated as copine III. Gene Ontology annotation, molecular function: calcium-dependent phospholipid binding; receptor tyrosine kinase binding. The record is from RefSeq and is a predicted model, not a curated record. Bases 163 to 1785 code for a protein of 540 amino acids. Gene Ontology annotation, biological process: ERBB2 signaling pathway; cellular response to calcium ion. Lineage: Eukaryota; Metazoa; Chordata; Actinopteri; Siluriformes; Bagridae. The transcript has 16 exons. Gene Ontology annotation, cellular component: plasma membrane.
UUCUGUGCACUGCGACAAACAAACGUAACCAAUGCAGGCGAUCUACGCAUGCGCACGGAGUGCUGUCAAUAAGGGAGUUUGCAGUCGAAAGGGAGUGGAGCUGGAACAGCUGCCGAAAAUCUUUUCUUCUGGUAAAGAAAAUACAAUUAAUUGCUUCCCUCAAUGGCGACACAGUGUGUGACCAAAGUGGAGCUCACAGUCUCCUGUGAAAACCUUUUGGACAUGGAUGUGGGCUCCAAGUCUGACCCACUUUGUAUCCUGCAUAUGAAUGCAUCUGGAAAUCACUGGUUUGAGGUGGGCCGCACAGAGAAAAUACAGAAUUGCCUGAAUCCCAAAUUUGCCAAGAAGUUUCUCAUCGAUUAUCACUUUGAAAUUGUACAGAAACUUAAAUUUGGUAUUUAUGAUAUAGACAACAAAACCAUUGAUCUGAGUGAUGAUGACUUCCUUGGAGAGUUGGAGUGUUCUUUGGGUCAGGUUGUAUCCAGUGGGAAGCUGACCAGACCUCUGAUCUUGAAGAACAAAAAACCAGCAGGAAAAGGAACCAUUACAAUCGCUGCAGAGGAAAUUAAGGAUAAUAGGGUGGUGAAUUUUGAAGCCGAGGCCAGGAAGCUGGAUAAAAAGGAUUUCUUCGGAAAGUCCGACCCCUACCUGGAAUUCUACAGGCAAGUGGACUCCGGGUGGCAGCUUGCCCACCGAACUGAGGUGGUGAAGAACAACCUUAACCCCUGUUGGAGACCUUUUAAAAUCCCACUGCAGUCUCUCUGUGGAGGAGAUAUGGAGAAACCCAUCAAGGUGGAAUGUUACGACUAUGAUAAUGAUGGAUCACAUGACCUUAUUGGGAUAUUUGAGACCAAUCUAAAACGCCUACAGGAGGCCACACGCACUUCUCCGGCAGAGUUUGACUGUGUAAACAUGAAGAAAAAGCAGAAGAAAAAGAACUAUAAGAACUCUGGUGUUGUGAGUGUGAAACUCUGCCAGGUUGUGAAGGAGUACACGUUUUUGGAUUACAUCAUGGGCGGCUGUCAGUUAAAUUUCACUGUUGGAGUGGACUUCACAGGGUCAAACGGUGACCCAAGGUCUCCUGACUCUUUGCAUUACAUCAGUCCUAAUGGGGUUAAUGAGUACCUUUCUGCUAUCUGGUCUGUUGGCCUGGUGAUUCAGGAUUAUGACAGUGAUAAAUUGUUCCCAGCUUUUGGAUUUGGGGCACAGAUUCCUCCAAACUGGCAGGUGUCUCAUGAGUUUCCACUUAACUUUAACCCAUCUAAUCCAUUCUGUGCUGGAGUAGAGGGCAUGGUGGAAGCAUAUAGGUUGUGCCUGCCACAGGUCAAACUUUAUGGGCCUACAAAUUUUUCUCCCAUCAUCAGACAUGUGAGCAAUUUUGCCCAACAGGCAAAACAACAGAAUGCAGCCAGUCAAUACUUUGUUCUGCUCAUUAUCACCGACGGCGUGAUCACAGACAUGGACCAGACCCGAGCUGCCAUUGUAGCUGCUUCCCAUUUGCCCCUGUCCAUCAUAAUUGUGGGUGUGGGCGGGGCUGACUUCACUGACAUGGAAAUCCUGGAUGGGGAUGACGGACGUCUGAGAUCUCCAUCAGGAGAGCCGGCUAUAAGGGACAUUGUGCAGUUCGUUCCUUACAGAAAGUUCCAGAAUGCUCCUAAAGAGGCAUUGGCUCAGAGUGUGUUGGCAGAGGUUCCUGAUCAGGUUGUCACUUUCUUCAACAUGUUGAAGCUCAGCCCUCUUAAUUCAAGAACCCCUGUGGCUGAUUCUGAAGGGCAAACAAGCUAAAUGCCUAAUGCUGUUUCAGCAACAACCAGUAAGGGACCUCACCGGUUCUAGCCCAUGCUUCAUUCCUGUACAGCAUACCCUUGCUACCUGACUCACUCCACAGAAGCAUGUAAACCGAUGUGCAAAGUCUUGCCACUUUAAAUGUAUCUUUUAUUGCAAGAAAAUGCUCAGUUUAACCUGCAUGCUCAAUUGUAGUUUAUAUUCUGCAGUGUCUCAUUUAGUCAGGUACAAACAAGAUAUGUUUUGACACCCAAUCAAAUAAGCUCAUGCUCUGAAUUGCGCUUUAAUAAUCCAAACACAGAGGCAGUAAUAUCUUCACUAAGGCUGUGUUCACAUUAGAGUAUUGAAGUGUCUCAAGUACAAUAUAAAAUUUGACACAGCUGUGUGAACCCAGAAGACUGUUCUGAUUUGAUUUAUUUUUCUGAUUUCAUCUGCAAAGCCAAAGCAUGACAAGUGUUGAAACAUAUCUAGUUUACUCUUAUAAUGUGUACAUAGCAUUUACACACAUUGGUUCAAAUGUGUGCAUGUUUUUUUUUUGUUUUUUUGUUUUUUUUAAAUCUAUUUUUGGUUAUGUUGAAUCCUGUUUGGUGCCUUAUAUAUCAGGUUUCCAAUAAUGCUAUAGUAAUUUUCAAACAGGAUAUAUUUUUAUAUAUUGGUAUAAAAUUACUUUAAUAUUUAGAGGAAAUUGUUUAUUUUUGUCACAGUUUACACAGUUCCUUUUUAUGAAAAUACUUUAAUCAUUAACGCUGCUUGUGAGCAGUUAUGCUAAUUAAGUGCCAUAAUAGUCAUACUGUUUAUUGAUAUUGUCUGUAGCACCUGAAUGGGUAUAGAGUGGCAUAGUGCUAGUGUUGCUUUUUCACACCACAGGUUACCAACCCACUCCAGAAUUUCUGGGUCGAUCCCAGAAACUCUGGAGUGGCUCUGCCAUGCACCCAGUGUCCCCAAAGAAGACUUGAGCUCCACCACACCCCAGACCAGGGUAAAGCGAUUACUGCAAAUUGGAGAUGAAUGAAUGAGUGAAUUUAUAUAUAUAUAUAUAAAAUGCUCUUGACUGUUAAAUAUUCCCCAUCUUGACUUAUUAUUUUUCCUUUUACUGUUUUUUAAAGAAAUGAAUAGUUAAUCAGGCACACUUAUUUUAACUCAUCCCACAGUCAGUUAUGUUUGUAUAUACUACUAACUUUCAGAUGGAGUUUGUCUUUGGGUGGUUGUUAUGGUAAAAACAAGCUUUGACAUUUCUGUCUGUAUUACCUUAUUACCUUUUUAUGACUAGCAUUUUUCAGAAUUGUGGAGUAUUAAUGAAUAAGCCAUAUAAUGACUCUAACCUAUAUUACAGUAUUGAUGAACUGAUUCUAGUUUUCUCAAAUUUUUAUUUUAAAUUUACAAAUAUAUUUACAGAUACAUAUUUUCAUUUAAUAUUUUUCAAACGUGGAAUUUGAUAUAAAGAAAUGUCCAAGCAAUUGUUAAUGAAGCUGUAAUAAUGAAAAUUCUCAAAAUGGGAAACACUAUGGAAGGUGUUAUACAUAGAUGUGUGACGUUGUGUUAUGUUGUUAUAUUGUAUAUUGCUCUAAUUCUGACUGGCUGAUUGUUCACUGUAUUGUGUGUACGUAUGUUUUUUUUCCCAUGUGUACUCAAAGUGUCGCUCAUUGUGGUGGAAAACUUUUCACUUUAGUGUAAUAAGUCCCUGUUUGAUUAACAUACUUUUGUUAUUUAGUGUUUGGCUAGAUAAAAUGAUAAUCACAUAGCUUAUUGAGCUGGGCACAAAACUUAUAUCAACACAUUUUAUUGCUUCUCGUAAUUUGUUUUGUUUGCUACUAGUUGCAAGUAAUUUGAUUAAUGCUUAAAUCAGUCCUAGAUUAAAUUAAGUUUGUUUCCAUCACAGGAGUGAAAUGGAUUAAACUGGAGUGUUGACAACUAUGUUAAGAUAUUGUCCUUGUAUUUUGUGACCUAUAUUAUGCAGCCAAAUAAUCAGCAGGUAGAUGACUAUCCUAAAAGAAAAACCUAUAGUUAUGUAUUGUCAUCUUUACAUAAACUGUUAAAAUGCA